CUCGCUGGUAAACAGAGUGAAUCUGUCUCAGGCAGGUUAGAGAGCAGCGCAGCUCCGAGACUUCAGGGAUCAAGCAGAUGCACAAGAUUGCUUGGAAGCGGCCAGCCACGCACGGUCCACUCCACUGCCUCACACUCAGAAGGAAUGGCAUGUCUUAUGGCAGCCUUCUCAGUCAACAACACCUCUGUGACCAACUCUAUCAUAAUGAAUACCAACGGACCCCCUGAUCUUAUGCUGGACCCAAGAACAGUGUGUGUGUCCAUUGAUGAUGUAGUGGCCAAUCACACUGGCAGCCAGCAGACGCCUCUUUUACAUGGACACCUGAAAAAAGUGGAGAACAACCUGACUGAAGCCCAGCGCUUCUCCUACCUGCCCCGCAGACCAGCGGUCAAUAUCGAAUUCAGAGACCUCUCCUACUCCGUUCCUGAGGGACCAUGGUGGAGAAAGAAAGGUUACAAGACACUGCUGAAAGGAAUCUCCGGGAACUUUACCAGUGGAGGACUGGUGGCCAUCAUGGGGCCCUCGGGAGCCGGGAAAUCUACGCUUAUGAAUAUUCUGGCAGGAUAUAGGGAAACAGGAAUGAAAGGAGAAAUAUUAAUAAACGGACAGCCCCGAGAUCUACGCUCCUUCAGGAAAGUGUCUUGCUAUAUUAUGCAAGACGACAUGCUUCUGCCUCACCUCACAGUGCAGGAGGCCAUGAUGGUGUCAGCUAAUCUCAAACUCCAGGAAAAGGAGGAGGGCAGGAGAGAGAUGGUGAGGGAGAUCUUGACUGCGCUUGGUUUAUUGGAGUGUGCUAAAACACGCACAUCUAACCUCUCCGGCGGCCAGAGGAAACGCUUGGCCAUCGCCUUGGAACUUGUCAACAACCCACCCGUCAUGUUUUUUGAUGAGCCCACAAGUGGACUGGACAGUUCUUCCUGUUUCCAAGUGGUCUCACUGAUGAAAGCUCUUGCACAAGGUGGUCGGACAGUCAUCUGCACCAUCCACCAGCCCAGCGCCAAAGUCUUUGAGCUCUUUGACAAACUCUAUGUCCUGAGCCAAGGUCAGUGCAUCUACCGGGGAAAAGUAUCCAACCUCAUCCCUUACCUGAGGGAACAUGGACUCAACUGUCCUACGUAUCACAACCCUGCUGACUUCAUAAUGGAGGUGGCUUCUGGAGAAUAUGGUGACCACAUGGCUCGGCUGGUGAAGGCUGUUCAGGAGAGGAAGUGUGAGAAAGAUUACAAAAGCGAGAUGAGUGCAGAUGGAGCCCUGAACCCCUUUCUGUGGCAUAGACCAUCUGAGGAGGACUCCUCUUCUACUGAGGGCUGCCACAGCUUCUCUGCCAGCUGUCUGACGCAGUUCUGCAUCCUCUUCAAGAGAACCUUCCUCAGCAUCAUGAGGGAUUCGGUGUUGACCCAUCUUCGUAUCACCUCUCAUAUUGGCAUCGGGAUCCUGAUAGGACUUCUGUACCUUGGCAUCGGCAACGAGGCCAAGAAAGUCCUCAGCAAUUCUGGUUUCCUUUUCUUCUCUAUGCUCUUCCUCAUGUUUGCUGCUCUAAUGCCCACUGUGCUCACCUUUCCUCUUGAAAUGGGCGUCUUUUUGAGGGAACACUUAAAUUACUGGUACAGUCUGAAGGCGUACUAUCUGGCAAAGACCAUGGCUGAUGUCCCAUUCCAGAUUGUAUUCCCAGUGGCCUACUGCAGCAUCGUUUAUUGGAUGACCUCUCAACCCUCAGACGCUGUUCGUUUCAUUCUCUUUUUGGCCUUGGGGACUCUCACCUCUCUGGUGGCACAGUCCCUGGGCCUGUUGAUUGGAGCAGCAUCUACAUCUUUGCAGGUGGCCACUUUUGUAGGUCCAGUGACAGCGAUUCCAGUUCUGCUUUUUUCUGGCUUUUUUGUCAGCUUUGACACCAUCCCAAAGUACCUCCAGUGGAUAUCAUACAUUUCAUAUGUCAGGUACGGCUUUGAAGGAGUUAUCUUGUCCAUCUAUGGGCUGGACCGUGAGGACUUGCACUGUGACAAAGAUGAAACAUGUCACUUCCAAAAGUCAGAGGCCAUCCUGAAAGAGCUGGACGUUGAAAAUGCAAAGCUGUAUCUGGACUUCAUUGUGCUGGGCAUCUUCUUUGUCUCCUUGCGUCUUAUUGCUUAUUUUGUCCUCCGCUACAAAAUCAGUGCCGAGCGGUAGACGGGCAGAGGAGACGGUAAAGGGAAGACUGGCAAGACUCUUAUACAUAGAGGACAAUAGAGCGGACCAUCUUUCCUUCCAGUUGCAUAAAGGACCACCCAUACAGGACAAGACUGCCACUGUGGUGACCUAAACUGAAAAUGACACUGCAGACACUCAGGUCUGGGGCAUAGCAUAGAUGUGAACACUGCAUUGUAGUCUCACAUCUGCAGGAAUGGUCAAUGUAACAUCCCCUGGGUGAAGAGAAAUCACAACUCAGGACAGGCUGUGCUAACGAGGACGUUUCUGAGAAAAUAGUAAUGUUGAACUUUUUUUGUGCCAGUUUGUUUGAACAUUUAUCAGAGAGCUGGACUCAUGUUUACAAUUAAAUGUAGAUUAUUUUUUUAAAUCUUGUGUUAUGUUCUGCUAUGUAAAACAAAUUAUGGGUGGGAACUGUUGACUUAGCCAUUCCCUCAUCCCUAAAAUUGUGUCUGUUUGUGUGUGGCACGGCUUUUCUCCUUAUCUGUACGAUCCUUUUAACUAGGAACACUCUGAGAGGAGCUUAUACUUUAUACUUCAGGGUUUCACUGAUCUAAGAGCUGGUCUCCAUGCAGUGAGCCUAAUACAGUAGUCUGCUUUUCAUAUUUUGCUGCUUAAAGAAGAGAAACUGUCUCAUUACUGACAGAAAACUGGGUAAUGCAUUGUAAUAUGUAUUACAAUGUGACUUUGUGGUAACAUUUUAUACUAACAAGCCCCUAAGAAUGGCAAUCAUUAGCUAAUAGUUUGUUAAUGAGUGACAAUAAUUAUAUAUUAUUUGUUUACUUAGUGACAUACAGUAAUUAAAUGAACUGUAAUAUACUUUUUAAAACAUAAUAUUUAAUAUAACAUUUUCAUAAAUGCAUUAUGUUUAAAUUAUUUAAGUAAUAUAUCUAUAAGUAGUACCACAUAUCUUUAUAAAUACACUGUAAAGUUGCAACUAAUUAUAUGAAUUCUAAAGGUAUAAUUAAUGAUUAUUAAUGUUUAAACAAGUAUAUAAUAGUAACCACUUUCUGAAGAUUAACUAAGCUAUAAGGAAAUGUUUAUGGAUCACAAAGUAGCAAGAUAGUAAAUAAAUACAAGAUGAUCAUGAAUUUAUGGGUAUCAAAUAACAAUCAUGAUUAACCAACUAUAAUGAAUGACUAUCAUCAGUUUGUCAUUAUCAUAGAUCUUCAUACAUUCUCAGACAAAAAGAUAUAAAACUGUCACUAGGGUGGUCCUUCUCUUGUCAGUGAGGUGGUACCCUCAAGUCUAUGUCUUAAGUACCUUUAGUUGAGGAACAUAACUGUACGAUAUUCCACUGAAAUGACAUUUUUUAAGGUUUGACUCCACACUCCAGGUCUUGACUCCAGCUUUUUUAUUUUAUUGUUCUGUAUUUGAACAUUACACUAUGAAAAUGUACAAAUAUGUACCUUUGCCUUGAGAAAAAACAUCUUUAAGGUAAACAAUUGGACCUUAAAACCACUGCUGCAUCUAUAAGGGUCCCUUUACAUUGUUUGUACCUUGAUGAAUGAAAAAUGUACCUACGUAGUACGAUUUUUCCAACACUGUACAAUCAUUUGCUGAUCCAUUUAUUAUGAAAUUUUCACCCCAUGCAAAAGGUUACUAGAGUUCUUACAUUGUGCAUAAAAGUAAACAAUGACAGAAAUGGAUAAGCAAUGUUUUCGCAUGACAGGGAUGAUGUUUAACUAUUAUAUAAACAUUAACAGACAGAAACAAACUAUUAUGUAAUGAUUAAGAUGCUGUUUAUCAAGGCCUGUGAUUAUAAAAUGUUACCGACUUUGUAUAAUGUGUUAUAAGCACUAGCUUUAUAAAGUGCUGUAAUGAUGGAAAUGUGACUUGCAAACUACAGGGUUUUUAUCUGUUCACUGAAGCAAAAUGCAAAAUAUUCACAGUCAAAAUCUGAAACUGUGCUGUUAAACCAGCACUACUUUUAAUGAUUUCUGUUAAUCAAACUGUCAUGAUGUUUCUGGCCAAACCAUCCAUAAUAUCCAUCAGGAUGCAGGUGAAUUUGUCUGAAGUGGCAUUUUUACAGAUUCUGUUUGUUGGUUCACCGAGACCAAAAAGCACAGUUUGAGAUGUUUUUUAUGAGUAUUGAAUGUACAGAUCUAAUUAUUAUAAACAACCUGGUCUCAACCAAGGUUUCCAAGUCCAUAUGAAACAUGAAGCACAGCUGACUUGCUGUCAGCAAUGGUUUUCUGGUAUGUUUGUAAUCAUCUGUAUGAUUUAUAGUGCCAUGUUCUCUUGAAUGACUCUAAUACAGGCAGCUUUAAUGUAAAACAUGGCAUUUGUUUACCAUAGUAAGCCAAAUGUAUCACAUGAGAGGUUUAGGAAUCAAACCGAAGCAAAUAUGAGCACAGCACUUCCUACCUUCCUUACAACUUCAUCCCAGUACAUUUCUUAUUAUGCUAAAUAUUUAGUAAAAUUGGAAAAUCUCAUAAUGAUAUCUUGUUAAUUAUCUUUUAUUUUCAUGAGUGGUUUAUAAGCUUUUAGAUGUUUGUAUUUAUUUCACUGUUAAAAGCCUUUGAUUGCCUGAGCUACAACUUCAUGAUCCACAAGGCCACAAAGAGACAAAGGACAUCAUACCCAAUUACCAACUGUGAGCUGUGCAGUUCUGGGAAAUUGAUGCAAAUGUGGAAAUGAAAGCUCAACCAGUUUUCUUUGAAAUAUUGUGUAUCAGUAGUUAAUUCCUAUUACUGCCAGGUACAAGAGCAUUACCUACUAAACAUUGCUUUAUGGGAAUGCUAAGCUUUAACAUAAGUAUUACAAUGAUAUGCACAUAGGGCAUCUGAUCUUUGCUGUGGAUCUUGAUGUCAAAAUUGUUAUGCAAUUCUGGAUUUUCAACAUUAUCAGGUAGAUGUAAGAUCUUACUGUAGAUUGGUCAGUCUGUCAGAGAUGCUCUGCAGUUGUCUCUUUUGCUAUUUGUUUGUUUUUUCUUUGUAUGCUACCUGUACAUUACUUUGUUCAUUAGUGCUCUGUUCUUUAAAUCUUGCACACCAUCUGAAGUAUGGAAACAUGUUUUCAUUGUCAAGGUCAUUAAGGCUGUAUUUUAUUAGUUGUUUUCAUUUUUUCAGGGUACUACUACUACAUGUUCAAUCAGUUGUGUUAUUAUCUGUAAAGAAAAUGUGAUGUAAUGAUGAUAGAGCCAUAAUAAAGUUUUGUUAUUUUCAAA
Molecule: messenger RNA, 5353 nt
Organism: Pygocentrus nattereri (red-bellied piranha)
Lineage: Eukaryota; Metazoa; Chordata; Actinopteri; Characiformes; Serrasalmidae
Gene: abcg1
Product: ATP-binding cassette, sub-family G (WHITE), member 1
Exons: 15
Coding region: 145-2166 (673 amino acids)
Biological process (GO): cholesterol homeostasis
Cellular component (GO): plasma membrane
Molecular function (GO): ABC-type sterol transporter activity; ATP binding; ATP hydrolysis activity
Source: RefSeq, a predicted model, not a curated record